AUGCUCCUCCGUCCUCGGUUUCUCACUGUUCUCGCCUUGCUCGCCGUUCCAAGGGGGGUACUAUCACGAGGCGGCCAUGGUGGCUCUAGCAGCGACAGUGGCAGUGGGAGCAGCAGUGGCAGCAGCGGCAGCUAUGACGAUAGCGGUUCCAGUGGUAGCGACGACACCUCUUCAACGUCUCCAUCAUCCGGUGGAGGCCUCAGCUGCACAGACAGCCACCGCCUCAGCCUAGAGGAUAUGCAACCUUACCACUACGGGCAAUACAACCGGGACCCACGCGCAGGUCACGCCAGUGCCUACAGCGACUUUGACGGCGUGUUCUUCAAAGGCGUAGCAAAAUACAAGUACACAAUCACAACGCCGCCACCAAACAUCACCGAAUUGGGGAAGCCUAAAGUCGGUUCAAUCGAAUGUCCCACUGGCGAACAGUAUAUCCGCAUGCUUGGCGCUGCAUGGGUUGCUGGCAGACCUCCCAGGCCGGCCGGGCCGGAGAACCCCAUUGCGAUUGGAUUCAAGGCGUGGAAGAGCAACAUACGGCUGUCGGAUAUCGACUAUUCGUAUAGUGUAUGUGAAAAGGUGGAUCUUCUGCGCUUUGGCACGACAGUGGAUUUGAUCCAUGACAGUUACGACAAUAUUACUGCGAUGGAUGCCGUGGACCUAAAUAUUACGCAGGCCUCUGAGGACAGCGAUAUGAUUCUGUUUGACGGUGUUUAUGAUUUGAAAGAUUGGGCUGACAGUGCACGGAGCAAGCUGGAGCCACAAAAGUACGACAACAGCGGUCUUUCUGAUCAAAUGCUUUACCUUCCGAAGGGUACAUGCUCCGAAGGGAGCAGCUUGGGUAAAGUGAUGAUGAGAUGGAAUGGAACGUCUGUUAAGGGGUCCUUGACCAAUGAGACUCUGCAGUUGAACUUGUCUGGCUCGAUGGUUGCGGGAUUCGAGAGUACCAGCAUUCAUGAUUCGAGUCAGACGAAGGUCAAUGUGACUUUUGAGAUUGCUUUCGAGGGAAUUUUGGACGCUGCGAAUUCGACGCAGGUGGUGUUGACGGGUGCGGCGAGUCAUAACGAGUCACUGGUUACCUUUGAGAGGGCUAGUAGUGCUACCAUUUCAAGAGUGUCAGUGUAUUUGGUCCUUUUGUCUUUACUGACUUUCUCCUCGAUCAUCCUGUGA
Messenger RNA from Penicillium antarcticum, 1167 nucleotides. RefSeq lists its product as uncharacterized. The record is from RefSeq and is a predicted model, not a curated record. Bases 1 to 1167 code for a protein of 388 amino acids. The transcript has a single exon. Lineage: Eukaryota; Fungi; Ascomycota; Eurotiomycetes; Eurotiales; Aspergillaceae.